AUGGGAUUGCGAUUUAAUCCACCGGAAAGCUUCAACUUUGGAAAUCCUUCGGAGUGGCCCGAAUGGAAGCAGCGAUUUCUACGAUUUCAAGAAGCUACCAAGUUAGGGAAAGAAGCUGAAGGCGUACAGAUAAGUACCUUGAUUUAUGUGAUGGGCAAAGAGGCUGAGCAUGUAUUUAAAUCGUUCGUAUUUGAUGAUGAAGAGGAUGCUAAAAAGUUUGCACCAGUCCUCAUGAAAUUUGAUGACUAUUUUGUGCCAAAGCGCAACAUAAUUCAUGAACGUGCUAAGUUUCAUCAGUGUAGACAGAAUCCAGGUGAGAACGUUGAAACUUUCGUUAGGAAUCUAUACGAGAUUGCUGAACAUUGUGAUUUUAAAGAUAGGGAUGACCAAAUCAGAGACAGAAUAGUGCUAGGGAUUCUAGAUCGUGAACUUUCUGAGAAACUUCAGCUUACAGCAGAUUUAAAGCUUGAAGGAGCUAUUGAGAGAGCGAGACAGAGCGAGAUGGUAAAAUCACAAAUUAAGGAUCAGUCCUUAUCCCACAAACACGUAAAAGGAGUCCGUAAAAGUACAGAUGGUACUAGCCAUAACAAUCACAGUCAACAACAAAAUCGGAGACGUCGUGGUCCACCCAAAAACACACGUCACCCUCCUAGUACAAACAACAGCACAGACCAGUUCCAAUCACAGAGCCGAUGUUCAAAGUGCAACUUGCGACACAACAAAGAUAAAUGUUUCGCCAAAGGGAAGCAAUGCCGCCGCUGCCAUGACACAGGGGCUGACACCUCAGUAAUCAGUGAAGGCACUUUUCGUCAACUGAACCAUUCGGGACCACUUGAAAAAGCAGAACCUCUUUUUGGACCAGGAGGAAGAUUCCAAUGUUUAGGGAAGUUCGAUGCUGAAACUACCCAUAAGGACAAACAUUACUUUUCCCCUGUGCACGUCAUCAGAGGUAACAGUAACCUGCUAGGAAGAUGUACAGCUAGUACCAUGGGUCUGAUUCUGAAAGUUAAUAAUGUACAGAUUAAUAUACCAGUGUUUGGGAGCUUUGGACUAGUCAAGUGUGACCCAGUUAAAAUUACACUCAAAAGAGAUUAUAAACCACAUUGCCUUACUACAGCUCGAAGGGUUGCAUUCCCCUUAUUAACCAAAGUAGAAGCUGAGCUCCGUCGUCUGGAGAGUGAAGGAAUCAUAGAGAAAGUGGAGAAACCUACAGACUGGUGUUCACCAGUGGUUCCGGUUGUCAAGAAAAAUGGAAACCUACGAAUAUGUGUUGAUUUAAAAAGACUGAAUGAUGCAGUAAAGAGAGAACACUAUAUGCUACCCAAUCUGGACGACAUAGCACCAAAACUUACAGGAGCACAAUAUUUCUCAAAGUUAGAUGCAUCCAGUGGCUUUUACCAAAUACCACUUGAUUCGGACAGUUGUGAACUUACCACUUUUAUAACUCCAAUGGGGCGUUAUUGUUUUAAAAGUGUUCCAUUUGGAAUUACGAGUGCUCCCGAGAUCUUUCAGAGGAAAAUGACCGAACUUCUUAAAAAUCUUAAAGGAACAGAAGUCAUAAUUGAUGACAUUAUAAUUUAUGGCACCAGUAAAGAGGAACAUGAUGCUCGCCUAGAUUCAGUAUUGCAGACAAUUUAUCACAGUGGUUUAAAGCUAAACCGUGAGAAAUGUGAAUUCUGUAAACCAGAAAUCGAAUAUUUUGGACAUAUUUCAGUGCUAAGGUCCGAUGAAGAUUUGCUUAAGACACAUAUUGCAUGGACAUGGGACUAUGCUCAAGAAGAAGCAUUCAACAGAGUGAAAGAACUACUCACCAACACACCUGUUCUUACCUUCUAUGACCAAUCGAAACUGAUAGUUGUAUGUGCUGACGCCAGCAGCUACGGACUUGGGGCUGCAUUAUUUCAGGAGGAGAAUGGAGAACUCAAACCAAUAGCAUAUUGUUCCCGCAAGCUUACAACAGCUGAGGAAAGAUAUGCUCAGAUAGAAAAAAGAGUGUUUAGCUGGACUCUGGGCCUGUCAAAAGUUUUCACGCUACUUAAUACAUUAUCAAGGAGCCCAGUGAGCAGUGAGGACACAAAAAAGUCCAGCAUAGUGGAGGAAAUUGAGUGUUACUCCGUUGCAGUUGAUUCAUUACGUCCAAUAUCUGACCGACUAUUGGGAAAGAUUCGUACAGCAUUAGAAUGUGAUCCUAUCCUACAGGAAGCUAUGAACUACACCAGGUUUGGAUGGCCAAGUCAUGUGACCUCAGUAAGAAAUGAACCGAGAGACUUCUUUUCAUCUCGUGGUGAAUUGUCCAUUUCCCAAGGGUUAUUGUUAUAUCGUAACCGCAUUGUUAUUCCAGUCCAUCUUAGACGAGAAACUCUUGAAGGUAUUCAUGAGGUACAUCUUGGAUUGAAUAAGUAUCGAGCUAGAGCACAAGCAUCAGUAUGGUGGCCAGGAAUCUCAAAUGAUAUUAAGAGCAAAGUCGCUUCAUGUAACUUUUGCCAGGAACAUAGACCCUCUCAGCCAAGGGAACCACUUAAGACUACUCCACUACCAGCAAGGCCUUGGCAGAAGAUCGCAGCAGACAUAUGUGACCUAGACGGGAAACAGUACCUCAUUGUGACUGACUACUAUUCCAGAUUCCUUGAAAUUGCUUACCUGUCAAACUUAACCAGUUCAGAAGUUAUCGUAAGAGUCAAGAAUAUGUUCUCACGUUGGGGUAUCCCAGAGGAGCUAGUCUCAGAUAAUGGAAGACAGUUCACCUCAGCUGAGUUUCAUUCAUUCGCAGAGAGGUACCAUAUUGUACAGACAUUUUCAAGCCCAUACUAUCCGCAAUCUAACAGAGCAGCAGAAAAUGCAGUGAAAAUUGCUAAGAUAUUGCGCCAAGAUGACAUCUUCCUUGCUUUGAUGUCAUACAGAGCAACACCCAUCGAAGCUACAGGGAUGAGCCCAGCAGAGAUGCUUAUGGGAAGGAAAAUCGGUACUCUGUUACCUGCUUUGCCAGAAACCUUGGAUCCUGCCUGGCCAGAAACUGAUGAUAUUCGUCUUCGCGAUGCAUUGUACAAGGAUCGCACAAAGAAUUCUUAUGAUCGUCAUUUCAAUACUCGUCCUUUGACAGAAAUGGAAGAAGGAAAUCAAGUAAGGAUGAAAACUGAUCAGGAAAAAGCAUGGUCCACUACUGGGACAGUUCGUCAAUGUGAUUAUGAUAAUCGCUCGUACGUGGUCGAAACAAGGGAGUGUACCGCAGAAAUAGGAGACACUUGCAACUUAACAAUGAUUUAA
Molecule: messenger RNA, 3264 nt
Organism: Ostrea edulis (European flat oyster)
Lineage: Eukaryota; Metazoa; Mollusca; Bivalvia; Ostreida; Ostreidae
Exons: 4
Coding region: 1-3264 (1087 amino acids)
Biological process (GO): proteolysis; DNA integration
Molecular function (GO): aspartic-type endopeptidase activity; nucleic acid binding
Source: RefSeq, a predicted model, not a curated record